Thalassophryne amazonica is the source of this 4439-nucleotide messenger RNA. RefSeq names its product sorting nexin 13 (gene snx13). Lineage: Eukaryota; Metazoa; Chordata; Actinopteri; Batrachoidiformes; Batrachoididae. The record is from RefSeq and is a predicted model, not a curated record. Gene Ontology annotation, cellular component: early endosome. Gene Ontology annotation, molecular function: phosphatidylinositol binding.
UCGUAAACCUGGCAAACAUGGCGACGCUCCGAAGAAAGUACGGAGGCUGGGAAUACGAGCAUUUUUAACGGACACAGUAACCUCACGCUACCGUGUUACAAUGUGAUGGGGUUAGCUAGAGUUAACGCGCGCACAGCCUUGUAAACGAUGAUUGCAGAGGUAAGUUUAGCGGCGUGUCUGUUACGUUAGUUUGUGUCCCAUCGACAUACUGUGCGCUAGCUAGUUAGCUUGUAGCAACUAGCGCCGCUAGCCCGGCAGGUAAACACAGUCUGACAGAGAGGACGCAGCUUCUUCACAAAGAGUCAGUCAGAUCGGGAUUACACAGUUAACACGAAGUUAAUGCGAUGAACUCAGGAUAUCCGCUCUGUCCACAUCGUGCUGAAAUGAGCUGGACACAUGUAUGCUGGUAGAUUAUGAGUAACAUCCCUCAACAACGAGUUUCUGCAUCACAACAAACACAGGCCAGUCUGUCUGUCUGGGGAUGGGGGGGUCUUGGAGUUGUGCUGUUCCUCGUCACCUUUGGACCCUUCGCCAUAUUCUACCUGGCCUUUUAUAUCUUCUGCUUCAUUGGAGGGGGAUUUGCGGUCACUCUGCUCUAUGGAAAAAUAAACUCAGAAAAACACCUGGAAAAGUGCGAGCAGUCUUACUUACCACCCACACAGAUUGGUAUAAUGAAGGCAUUGGAUGAAAUGAAGCUGGAGAUAAAACCUGCAAAGAUUGACAGGAGACUUACUGGCUCCAGUUUCAUAGACGAGCCAUUACAACAGGUGAUCCAGUUUGCUCUGAGAGACUACAUCCAGUACUGGUACUACACUCUGAGCGAGGAUGAGUCUUUCUUAUUGGAGAUCCGACAAACACUUCAGAAUGCACUCGUGCAGUUUUCCACACGGUCUAAAGAGGUGGACUGGCAGCCUUAUUUCACCACUCGCCUGGUGGAUGAUUUUGCCACCCAUUUACGUGUCUUUCGAAAAGCCCAGGAUCGCCUCGGUGACAGAGAGGACAAGCAAAGAGACAUAACAGAAGAGCUGGUGGAGUCUUUCUUUGAGGCCGAGGUGGACAUUGAAAAGAGAAUUUGUAGAGAUGUUGUCUGUACUUCGCAUAAAGAUGAAGAAGGCUUCCUUCGAGAUUUGUGUGAGUUGCUUUUGUAUUUGUUACUACCUCCUGGAGAUUUCCACAACAAGAACAUGAGAUACUUCUUAAGGGAGGUACUUGCACGCGGCGUGCUGUUUCCUUUGAUCAAUCAGCUGAGCGACCCAGAUUACAUCAACCAGUUUGUCAUCUGGAUGCUACGUGAUUCCAGCUGCAAUUAUGAAGCCUUCAUGAACAUCUUGAAGCUGACGGACAAACCUUCAGAGCUGGAAGCUGUGAAGGACAAAGUGCUGGAGGAGCUGCAGUACCUCCGCUCAUUGGACACUGCUGGAGAUGACAUCAAUGUGAUUAAGAACCAGAUUAACAGUCUUCUGUUUGUGAAGAAGGUGUGUGAGACAAGGAUCCAGAGACUACACUCUGGCAAGGAGGUGGAUGCCUUGAAGCUGGCAGCUAACUUUGGCAAGCUGUGUGUUAUUCCACUGGAACACAUCCUUGUGCACAACAUAGCCCUGCAGUUCUUCAUGGACUUCAUGCAGGUAGCGGGGGCUCAGGCGGAGCUGUUCUUCUGGCUCACUGUGGAGGGCUACAGGGUGACGGCACAGCAGCAACUAGAGGCAAUGGAGUGCUGGCAGAAAGACAGCAAGAAGCAGCCCAGCACCACCAAGGGGCUGCUGAAAGCCGCUGCACUUGGGGUGUAUGAACAGUAUCUCUCUGAAAAGGCAUCCCCUAGAGUGCAGGUGGACGAAAUGUCAUUGAUGAAAUUAGGGGAGAAGCUGCAGAAAGACGAUCCCACACCAGAAAUAUUUGAUGAAAUCCAAAGAAAGGUGUACGACAUGAUGCUGCGUGAUGAACGUUACUACCCGAGCUUCAAGCAGAGUCCUCUGUAUGUACGCAUGCUAGCAGAAUUGGACAUGCUAAAGCCCAGCUACAGAGGAUCAGAUGAUGGAGAUGGAGAAUCCUUCAAUGGCUCUCCGACAGGAAGCAUAAACCUAUCUUUGGACGACUUGUCCAACUCCUGCCAUGAUGAAUCUAUGCACCUACAUGCCUUCAUUUCUGACACAGGGGUUUGCAAUGACCACGGUAAAACCUACGCGCUGUACGCCAUCACUGUGGUCAGGCGUAACCCAGAUGGUAGCGAGGAUGUCUGGAAGACCUACCGUCGCUACUCCGACUUCCACGACUUCCACAUGAGGAUCACUGAACAGUUUGAGAACCUGACGUCAAUCCUCAAGCUGCCUGGGAAGAAAACCUUCAACAAUAUGGACAGAGAAUUCCUGGAGAAAAGGAAAAAAGACCUCAAUGCUUACCUCCAGUUGCUGCUGAACCCAGAGAUGGUAAAGGCCUGCCCAACUCUGAUUCCCUACGUCUAUGACUUCCUAGAAAACAAGGCCUACAACAAGGGCAAGGGAGAGUUUGCACGCAAGAUAGACACAUUUGUAAAUCCCCUGCGGAGCUCCAUGAGGAACGUGUCUAAUGCAGUUAAGGCUCUUCCAGACAGUCUGGCUGAAGGCAUGACCAAAGUGUCUGAUAACAUGGGGCGCAUGUCAGAAAGACUAGGCCAGGACAUCAAACAGUCCAUAUUCAAGGUGCCUCCACUCCUCCCCAAAUCUGACCCUGAACACUGUCGUGUCUCCGCACAACUUGAUGAUGUGGAUGAUAACAUCCCGCUGCGGGUGAUGCUGCUGCUGAUGGACGAGGUGUUUGACUUGAAGGAGAAAAAUCAGUGGCUGCGCCGGAACAUUAAGAACCUUUUGCAGCAGCUCAUCAGGGCCACAUACGGAGACACCAUCAACAGGAAAAUUGUGGAUCACGUGGAUUACUUGACUUCACCAGAGCAGGUGGCGGAUUAUGUCAAAAAGUUCAGGGAUUCCUACUGGCCUAAUGGAAUUCUGGCUGAGACGCCACCUUGUCGGGACAAGAACAUCCGCAUGAGGACACGAGUAGCUGCCAAAACCAGCUUGCUGGGCAUCAUGCCAGACGAGCUGAAGCACAUCAUCGGCGCUGACACCACACGGAAAGGCAUCCUGCGUGUCUUUGACAUGUUCCAGUACCAGCCCAUGAACCGCCGACUCGUCUACGUUUUCCUGGAGGGCUUCUUGGAGACCAUGUUCCCUCAGUACAAAUUCCCCGAGCUUUUCAUCAAGCUGCACUCUCGCUCGCCGCGCAUACACAGACAGAGCCAGAAACACAAAGCGUCCUCCCUGAAGAGGUGACAGGAACGGACGCCGACGCCGGGAGAGGGGCUGAACACAGACUUGAGACUACAGCGCCGCAGCCCGACCUGACAGUCCAGGUGUGUGCGCGAUUUCUGCCCCCCACCCCCCAUCUUCAAGUGGCAACACUCCACUGAUCCAGCUGAAUAUCUCUGUUCGAGCAGACAUGAUGGCAAAUACGUCACAGACGAGCAAACACAAAUCCUCUAAUUUGCACGAAGACUUGAACACAGAAGUCUUUUUAUCUGGACCACACGAUGCUGCUUUUUGUCCCGGUCUAGAGAGCAGACCUUGGAUACUGUAUUGUUUUUAAAUGAAAGGUGUCAUCGGCACAGACCUGCACCUUGCCUUACCUUCCCACUUCAGUCUCAGCAAACUGACCAAUCACGUUGUCUCACAUUCACCCCCUCAUGCUGUAUGUUUGAUCUGCACAAACUGCACACAUGCAAUGACACCUUUUCACAGCAACCAAAUAUGUCAAUCGCACUGGUCAAGAGGCCCUGUUUUUUUUUUUUUUGUUUUUUUUGUUAUGUGACUAAACAAAGAUGGGUCGAAAAUUUUUUUUAUUUUUUUUUAAUCAUAAGCCUUUGUUCCAACCUCAGUUUAUCUUGAAACAUGAGCCUUUUUCCUCCUCUUUCUGUCCUUUUUUCCAUAGUAUUAUGUCACAUGAUCAUCACAUAGGCCACACCCCCUUUUAAGAUACUGCUGUCUCACAAUGACCAAAUCACUUGCUGCCGCAUACAUGUGUUCACCGGUUUAAUGUGGGGAUAAUCUGCAGAUUACUGUGCUUCUUGUGGUUAAUUGUGAACAGACGACCUUUACUGCCCUUAAAGGAGAAACAAGGACACGAGCUCGGACUGGCUGGGGGAGUGCAUGUCGAAGAAUGCCUAAUCUGGAUUUGGCUCAUCCAGCAGGGAUUUUGCAUGAAAGUGCAGUCAGAAAGCUUGCCAGCUCAUGAAGCAGCCUUAAAAGAAAAGAAGGAAAAAAAAAGACUGUAAAUGUUGAUCAUGUGAUGGUCACAAAGAAAGAAAUAUUAGAGCUGCAUAUUAAUCCCAAAUCACUUUUUAUUUUAAGAAAAUGUCUUUAACUUUGUGCAAUAUUUUUCUUUAAUGCAUGUGCAUUUAAGUCAUUGUACAA